Molecule: messenger RNA, 2146 nt
Organism: Andrographis paniculata
Lineage: Eukaryota; Viridiplantae; Streptophyta; Magnoliopsida; Lamiales; Acanthaceae
Product: probable protein phosphatase 2C 37
Exons: 2
Coding region: 191-805 (204 amino acids)
Source: RefSeq, a predicted model, not a curated record
AGGGUUUGCAUCCACCUCUCAUAGAUUCUUCUAUUCACAAUCUCAGGUUUCUCAGAUUUUACGGAAACGGCAGACAGAUGACAAGCAAGCGGCAGCGGUGGUGGUGGUAGCGGUUGCGGCAACGGUAGCAGAAGUGGCAGCCGCAGGCUCCCUGUAUCUCCAGAAAUUGGAGAGAGGGAGGAGACGCCAGAUGAUUCUCGGAGGUUUCACUGCCAUCCUAAACCUCCCAAGAGAUCCGAUGACUUUCUUUGGGCACCUCGACGGCGUCUCCGGCUGGGGUGGGGCACCACAGGCAGCUUCUACCUCUCGAAGCGGCCUGCCAUCGUCCCCUGAUAUCAGAUCCACCCUCACCAUCGCCGCCACCGCGGACGCCUCCGGGACGGUUCCAUCAAGGCAGCGCGGUGCCAGUGGUGGGGUGGAGGACGGCGAUGAAGUCGUUGCUGUGGGGUGUGUUGUCUGGAGCAGUGAAGCCAGAUUUCCGCCACCUAGUAACCACCAGAAUGCCCCAUCUAGAGUUUUUGUUGGUUCUAGCAGCUCCUCCGCCCCACCUAGGGUUCCGCCCCAGAAAUUGUUCGGCGCCGCCGCUCUGAUUGUUAGGGCGAUGGUGUUGAUAGGGCAUGAUGGAGUGAUGGAAGACACCAUUAGCAUCCGGAUCCACCUUUGGUCGCCGGAAAUCGCCAAAUUCAAGCCGGUCCACUACUUCGGCAUUUUUUAUGGCCAUAGAGGAUCUCAGUGCGCCUUUAUAUGCGAAUCGAGGAUGCAUGAGAUCCUCCAGGAAGAGGUGGACCGGGAAGCCGCCAGAUGAGACCACAUCGGAGCAGCCUCCUCGUCGCUUCUCCAGGAGGCAUGGACAUGCAUCUUCAAUCGGUGCUUCAGGAGGAUCGAGAUGAUGGCGACACCAACCCGCCAGUUCGGGUCCUUCGCCGGCUGCAACUGCGACCGCACCGAGUUGGUCUGCUUGGGAUGACGGCGGUCGUUGUGGUUCAGAUGAUGGAGCAUAUCAUCGCCGCCAACUGCGGUAACUCAUGCGCCAUCCUCUACCGUACAGGAAGAAUAAUCCCACUCACCGACGACCAUAAGGUACUUAACCGUCGACUCAAUUUUUUGGUUGUUUUGGGUGUCUCAACCUAUUCAUCAUCUUGUUAGCGCAUAUUGUGAUUUUAAAGCAAAGAUUUCCAUAUUUUUUUUUAGUUUUGUUUGAAUCGGUUAAUCAAUGUUUCAAUGUAAAUUUUCACGGGAAUAGAUUAGUAGUUUUCCUCCACAAUUUUCCUCCUUCAAUAACAUCCAAUAUUUGUCAAGGACACGUGGCUUGUCAUACCUAAAUACCACAGUUUUUAUAGCUUUAAUUUAUUAAGUUCAAAUUUUUCUAUCACUUUUCCUUUUCCCAAAUGUCCUCUUGUAAUUAUUAAUACAGUGUUUAACGGUGAAAGAGUCAACAAUGGAAUGCAAAUAGAAAUCGAGUGUAAGAACAAUUGACUUUCUCAGCACAGACAAACUUGAUUACUAACCAGCAAAAGCCGGAUACAUUUUGCACUUCUUGCAAUACGUGCAAGUCACGUUAUGAGUACUCUAAUAAGUAUAGGAAUAAGCCUCUGGAAUGUCCUCAAUGUGAAUAUCCUUUUAUGGCAUCUGAAAUACCUGCUCGCAAUUUAAAUGCUGGGUGCUCACGUUAUUGGAAUUUCUUUUGAAACCCUGAAGAUCUAUGCAUCUUCUUGAGUCGUGUAAGAAGUGUGGCACAUGCAGCACUGGAAAGCUGCAGGAACGUUGCUCCACCUUCAGAUGCAACCUUAAGAAAUCCAAAAAUGGAGGAGCCAAUUAAGAAGAGCGGCUGGGGUGGUCCUUCAGGUGCUACUUCAACAUGCACUCCAAGAAGUUAAGAAAAGACUGGUAGGAAGCGAAACAGUGCAACGAAUUAGGCGACUUAUAUGAGAAAGUAAACCUUGAUAAUUUUGGGCAUACAAAAAAGGAACCUCUGAAGAAGUUCAAUACAAAAAAAGGCUUGUAGGAAGCGAAAUAAUGCAACGACUUAGGCGUCUUACGAGAAAGUAAACCUUGAUAAUUUUGGGCGUACGAAGAAGGAACCUCUGAAGAAGUUCAAUACAAAAGGCCUAUCUCGUAAUGAAUUGCCCGAUGUUAUACAACGCAU